Messenger RNA from Rubroshorea leprosula, 1956 nucleotides. NCBI's taxonomy places the organism in Eukaryota, Viridiplantae, Streptophyta, Magnoliopsida, Malvales, Dipterocarpaceae. The record is from the annotation of a GenBank genome assembly.
AGGCUGAACACAAUUUUUUGAUCUGCACUCUUAUUUCACAAACACAAUAUACAACUCUCUUUAGGCAAGGAAAAGGUGGUGGGGUAGAGCUUUCUUUACAAGAGUGCAGUACUUGUAAAGAUACAACAAGGAGGUUGGGCUGUUGUAUCCUGGGGGCGGCGUGACCAUAAAAAUCUGCUGCACCAGUGGCACGAAACGUCCUAAAGAGAGUGAUUGAUCCACGCCUCAGCUCAAGCUCCUCAUACUUUCGUUUUAUCGUUUUAUCACUAUGGAUAAAACAUGGAUAAACUCGAAAGAAACCUCAAAUCCAGAUUACAUAGAAGGAAUUUUGAAUUUUGUAAAUUUUACAUUUGAGAAAUCUGCAAAAGCUGGGAAAAUAUUGUGCCUUUGUAGGAGAUGUGCAAACUUAAUUUGGUGUAGUAAAGAAGAGGUUGUUGAUCAUUUAGUAGAAAAGGGUUUUCUUAGAAAUUAUAACUGGACUUCUCAUGAGAAGGAUUCUGCAGUAGUGAAUUCUAGUGAAAAUCGAAAUGAAGAGGAAAUAGCUUUUAAUCAUGAUAUGAGAGGGUUGCUACAAGAUGCUUUUGAAGGGGUUGAUAUGGAAGAUAGCAUCCCCAAUGAGGUUGUAGAUAGUUUCAAUUCUGGAAGGGAGGGUUCAAACCAAGAACCUUCCAUGUCUGGAAAUGAUAUGGAUGGCUUUUUUAAUUUGUUGAAGGAUGCUGGGCAGAAACUAUACCCCAAUUGUGAAGAGAAUAAGUUAGUUGCUGUUGUGCAUUUAUUUCACCUAAAAUGCUUAAAUGGGUGGAGUAAUAAGUCUUUCACUCAAUUAUUAGAGUACUUGAGCUUCUUGCUACCAGAAGGGAAUGUGUUACCUAAGUCUUAUAGUGAAACCAAGAAAAUCAUUAGAAGUUUAGGCUUAAGUUAUGAGAAAAUACAUGCUUACCCUAAUGAUUGCAUGCUAUUUUGGAAAGAUAAAGCUAAUGAUGAUUUCUAUUCCGAGUGUGGUGUUUUGAGGUGGAUUGUUAACACAAAUAUUGAAGAAGAUUCCAUAGAUUACACAAUGAAAAAGAAAAAGCCAAAAGCUGCUAAGAUCUUACGAUGGUUCCCUUUAAUCCCAAGAUUACAGCGGCUGUACAUGUCUUCAAAAACUGCUUCUCUUAUAAGAUGGCAUGAUGAAGAAGGGACUAAGGAUAGACUUAUUCGCCAUCCUGUAGAUAGUUUAGCUUGGAAACAUUUUGAUGAAAAAUAUCCAGACUUUGUUGUUGAUCCUCAAAAUCUGAGAUUGGGUCUAGCUUCUGAUGGAUUUAAUCCAUUCAAGUCAAUGAAUGUCACAUAUAGCACCUGGCCUGUUAUACUAAUUCCAUACAACCUGCCUCCUUGGUUAUGUAUGAAGCAACCUAAUUUGAUACUGUCACUGUUGAUUCCUGGUCCAAAAAGUCCUGGAAACAAAAUUGAUAUCUACAUGCAGCCACUCAUUGAAGAGUUACAACAACUAUGGGAUGCUGGGAUUGAAACUUUUGAUGCUUCUAAAGGGGAAAGAUUCCAAUUGAGAGCUGCAUUAUUGUGGACCAUCAAUGACUCUCCAGCUCGAGCAAUGCUGUCCGGGUGGAGUACUAGGGGGGAAAAGGCUUGUCCAUGCUAUGGUUAUAACACAGAAUCUAUGUGGUUAUAUCAUAGUAGGAAAUAUUGUUAUAUGGGCCAUCGGAGAUGGUUAGAUCAAAGGCACAGUUAUCGACAUGAUAAAAAAUCUUUUGAUGGAAAUAAGGAGCUUCGAAUGCUACCUGGUCGAAUAUUCGGAUCAUAAAUUUUGAGUCAUACAGAUGAUGUGAAUAUAAUGGAAGGGGAGUCAAGUCAGCCUUUGAAAAAGAUUAGUAUUUUCUUCACUCUUCCUUAUUGGCAGCACAAUCUACUUCCCCAUAAUAUUGAUAUGAUGCACACUAAGAAAAAUGUCUUUGAUAA